AUGGAUUAAUAAUUAAAAAAAAAGUUAAAGAAGUAAUAGGUCCAGAAGAUUUAAUUUCACUAAUUACACUAAUUCGCUGGGUUUCAGGUUGCAAAGGAUAUCACUGAAAUAGAGCCAGAACCUCAAAGAAGAAAACCUUUGUAAUUGACAUCAUUGCAAGUAUAACAUCGACAACAAUUAUACAUGAAAUCCAAAUUUUAAUUCGUCUUACUUUCACAACCUAGCAAAGAAGUUAGGUGGGAUGAAGUGUAUUAAGUAAUUUACACGACAACUCAAGAUAUCACAUGUCCUAUUUGCAUAAGUGAUCAUGACAUCAUAAUCCCUUACAUUACACCAUGUGGCCACAUUUAUUGUCUUCCCUGCUACCAAAGACACAAGCUUCAAUCGAAAUUUAAUUAAAAGUGCCCUCUUUGUGGAGAAUUGGCAGUUAUGAGUGAAUUGAAAUCAGUUAAAAUCAUUAAACACAAAAUCAAGAGCUCUGGAGACACUGUACUUUUAAAUCAGAUUUUAAAAUAUAAAAACGAAACAGAAUUAUAUGUUAAUGGAAAGGAAUCAGUUGUCUAUGCUAGAACCUUAAUUGCAAAUGAGUCUUAUAUCCUGAAGAUUUUUGAGGAAGAGAUUAUUUAGCUUUAGAGCUAUUUAGAGAUUUGUGAAACAGAAAUUUAGGAACCAGUGCAACAAUCUAUAUAAUUUCUCUUAGAAAGAUAAGAUAAGUUGCCAAAAAGUAACCUUAACCUUUAACCUGACAUUGCCCUCAAAUCAUAUGUUCCAAAACCAAAUCAAACAUCUUAUAAGUUUUACUAAGACUCAAAUGGACUUCUAGGUUUUCUUCAUCCAUUAUGUAAUAAGUAUAUCAUUCUGUAAUAUGGUAAUGAUCAUCUACCAUAGUAAAUUGAAUCCUUUUUAAUAUAAAAAGAUUAAUUUACAUAGAAUGACCAUACACUGGCUAGAUACAAGUUUCUUUCUCAUAUUCCAUUACAUACUGAAAUAUACUUUUACGAGAUCGAUUUAAAAAACAUUUUAAAUCAGGACCAUUUAAAGGAAUAUUUACACGAAAUUUAAGAUUAUAGAGAAAGAUAAAGAAAAGAAAGAUUAAGAUAAGAGGAAAAAUAUAAUUAGUUAUAAGCUUAAUAAAUUUAAAAAUAAUAAUAUCCAAUCGAAAAUGGAUAUGAUUACUAAUAUUCAAAUUCAUAAAUAGAUGAAUUUUAAUUUGAUGAAUAAGAUUUCCCAGAGUUACCAGGUGUUAGAAAUAUAAGCUAAUAAUAAGAUGAGUAAGAAAAUAAAAGAGAAAUUGAUUAAAACUAGCCUUAAUAAUAAUAAUAAUAAUAAUAAUAAUAAUAAUAAUAAUAAUAAUAAUAAUAAUAAUAAUAAUAAUAACAAUAAUAAUAACAAUAACAAUAAAAUAGACAAGAGGAGAUUAAUUUUGAUUUAGAAUCUUAAUUUCCUAGUUUAAAUUAAGAAUGCUCUGUAAUUAAAGUGAAUCCCUUUUAAUAAACAUGGGGUUAGCAAUAACCAAAAGUAGAACAAAAGGUUGAAGAUGAGUAGUUGAUUAAGAAAGAAAUUAAUAAUCAAGAAACAGUAAAAUUGAGCGAUUUAGACUUCCCAGUUAUUGUGAAAAUAAAAAAAUUAAAAAAAAGAAACAAAAUUAGAGAGAGUGAAAUAUAUACAUAUAUAUUUAAUUAAAAAAUAAUGUAAUAAGGACUUGCUUAAAAGAGAUUAUUGAUGGAUUUUAAGAAAAUUUAACAAGAAAAUUAGGAAGACUUUAUGGCCUCUCCAUAAGAAAAUGAUAUUUUUCAUUGGGAAGCAGUGAUUUUUGGACCAGAAUAAACUCCAUGGGAAGGAGGAUGUUUUGAAUUAAAAUUGGCUUUCUCGAAUGAUUAUCCAACUAAGCCACCUGAAGUUCGAUUUGCCCCACCAAUUUAUCAUCCAAAUGUCUAUCCAGAUGGAAGAAUAUGCUUAGAUAUUUUAAAGGAACAAUGGACUCCAAUUUUAGAUGUUUGGGCUAUUUUAACUUCUAUCAGAUCACUAUUGUGUGAUCCAAACCCAAACUCACCUGCAAAUCCAGAAGCUGCAAAGUUAUAUAUGUCUGACAGAGCGGAAUAUUAUAGAAGAGUAAAAGAAUAGGUUGAAAAAACACUAAAUGGAAUUGAGGAAGAAAAAUGA
Molecule: messenger RNA, 2163 nt
Organism: Paramecium tetraurelia
Lineage: Eukaryota; Ciliophora; Oligohymenophorea; Peniculida; Parameciidae
Exons: 8
Biological process (GO): positive regulation of transcription by RNA polymerase II
Molecular function (GO): transcription cis-regulatory region binding
Source: RefSeq, a predicted model, not a curated record